This is a messenger RNA of Lutzomyia longipalpis, 2517 nucleotides long. It is a transcript of the gene mlt, whose product is annotated as tubulin-specific chaperone cofactor E-like protein. Gene Ontology annotation, biological process: protein folding. The transcript has 6 exons. The coding region runs from base 658 to 2142 and encodes 494 amino acids. Gene Ontology annotation, molecular function: alpha-tubulin binding. NCBI's taxonomy places the organism in Eukaryota, Metazoa, Arthropoda, Insecta, Diptera, Psychodidae. The record is from RefSeq and is a predicted model, not a curated record.
GUCUCUCGGUGACUCUCAAAGGUGAAACUUGUGGCUCUUGCAUUGAGACUCUUUUUCCAUUGGCUUCUCUUUUUUUGUAUUCUUUAUUUCCUGCUAACCACUUUGUGCCCUCUUUUUGCGUGGGACGAAGAGAAAACUCUUUCAGAUUUGAUAAAAAGGUGCUUUUUGUUCGGAAAAAGGGUAUAGCAGUGGAUUAAACUGAUCUCAUUUAAUGACCAUAUUGGAUGACAAAAAUCAUCAAUUUCUCGGUCUUAGAAAAAUACAUCACCAUCGAAAUAAAGAAGAUCAAUUAAGGAAAAGAAAAAUAGUUUUAUGAAAACAAUGCUUAAAUUGUGCUUUACUGUGGAUUAAGUAGAGUUUCCGUGGAAUUGAAAACAAAUAGUGCUUUUGAAUGGAAUUACAGAGUGAUUCCUACGUGAAAUCAGUGCGUUUGAAGAGAAAAUUUCAAUGUGUGAAGUGCAUCUGUAGGAAUUGAAUUGGAAAUACACAGAAAUCUUUCUUUCUGCCUUCUAGAGAGAGAGCAGAGUGCAAAUUCAUUGACCCAUAGAAGCUUGACAGAAGACGAGAUAGCACCUUCGGGGAGAGAUAAUAUAAAAGCUGAUUAAUUUUUUAAAACUUUGUGUGGAACACUAAAUUUGCAAUAGAAACUUAAAUAAAAUGCCGUCCCUUGUGGAAGCUUUGGAGCAGAAAUAUGGUCUGGCUAACCUGGAUAUUCAGACCCAACAUGAGGAGUCCCUGGUCUCAAUUUUUGUGCCAAAACUGCCGCCGCGAAAGAGCGUGCCAGAACUUCUAGUCCUAAACGACUGCAACAUCGAUAAGGCUGGUGAGUCUGAGGUUUUGCGCAAAAAAUGCAGCACUGUGAAGGAGUUGGAUCUGGCUCAGAAUAAAUUGGAGCAAUGGGGUGAAGUCUUUGGAAUCCUAACUAAUAUGCCUCGCGUGGAAUUCGUAAACCUCAGUCUCAAUCGUCUGGGUGGUCCUGUAGCACCACCCCGAGAAUUCGCCAUGACACGUCUUAGGAGCCUCGUACUCAAUAAUACGCGUCUAGACUGGGAAAAUGUGGAAUCUUUGUUGAAUCUUCUCCCUAUGCUUGAGGAGUUACAUCUAAGCCUCAAUGACUAUAAACAGGUGCUUAUUGAUACAAUUGAGGAUGACUUCAGUGAGUCACUCGAGGGUAUACAGCUCAAUGACGACGAGGAGGAUGAGGAAGCAACGGAGGAGGACGAAAUGGCCAAUCAAGUGUGCACAUGCGGAUCAAAGAGCAAGAAAGACCCACUGACAGCUGGAGCCGUACGGACUGAUUCCGUAUGCUCCAUGUACAAGAAAACAAAUGCCCAUGAGGGUGUCAGGAAGCUCCAUUUUACAGGAAAUCCCGUCACGCAGUGGCUUGAGAUUUGUCGACUUGGUCGUGUAUUUCCUAAUUUGGAGUCUCUCGUGCUCGCAGAUUGUCCUAUAAAAUCAUUGGAGUACCCCAAUACUGCCACUAGUGCUCAGCAGGGUAAUGACAACAAUAGUGAUCCAGCUCACGCGCAUUUCCAAAAUCUAACAUUUCUCAAUUUGAGCAAUUCCGAUAUUCAAACAUGGGAUGACAUUGACAGACUGGCACGUUUCCCAAAGCUUAAGAACCUCCGGGUUCAGAAUUGGCCAUUGUGGGAUAAAUGUGAUUCAACGGAGCAUGAACGGAGACAGUUGCUAAUUGCUCGCCUGCCCAAAGUCCAGACCCUCAAUGGUGGUGGGGUUGUAGGGGCAGAGGAGCGUGAAGAUGCCGAAAGGGCCUUUAUACGAUACUACAUGGAUAAACCCGAAAGUGAUCGUCCCGAGAGAUACGCAGAACUGAUUUCCAUCCAUGGAAAAUUGGAUCCUCUCGUGAAUAUUGACUUGAGACCUGAAAAACGAGUGAAGGUCACAUUCACGUACGGAGAUACAAGCGAAGUUAGGAGUGUCGACGUCUACAGGACUGUUUUUGACCUAAAGACGCGCCUGGAGCGCCUUGUGAGCAUUCCAGCGGCUAAGAUGCGCCUAUACUACGUGGAUCAAGAGCUGCGUGAUCUUCAGGGACCAGAGGAGAUGAAAUACCCUCAUAAGCAGCUCUACAGCUACAAUAUACGUUCGGGUGAUGAGAUAAUCAUUGAUCGAAAGCACUAGAGUAGAGGAUCUCAUUGAGGCAUGCACACGUGAUUUGCUGAGAGACUUUGACUCUCACUUCCUGGAUUAACAAAAAAAUAAAUAAAUCGUCAAAAUGUGAUAAUUUGUGCGUAUUUUGUAUUGCGGUGGUGGGCAUAUCAAAAAUGGAUGCGAAAGACGCGCAAAAUGUGGAAUAGAUUGGCGAAAUGUCUUCGAUCGCAUGAAAAGCGAUAUGAUUUAUUAACUUAAAAAAAAUGUUUUAUUUAAUUACACUGAAUAUCAAUUUACUAAUUUUACUAUAAUAUAGAAUCGAGAGAAAAUAGCAUAAGAAUUUUCCAGGAGAAAUACAAGGAAUUUGCGUGGAUGUGAAAUAAAUAAAAUUAAAUAUGAAAAGAA